AUGGCGCCAGAAGUGUACGCUUGCGCGUUGGGCUUUAUUGACGGCUAUGAUUCAAAAGUGGACUGGUGGUCAUUGGGUGUGACAUUCUACGAGAUGAUGAGAGGUCGAACUCCGUACGAGUUCAGCCAGCAUGCCACCGCUGAGCAGGUUUUGCUGCUGAUACGCGAAAGCUACGUUCCUUUUCCUGCCCACUGGCCGACUGAUCUGCUCAGUUUCCUGCGUCUUCUGCUGUAUCCAGCACCGGAACGCCGUAUCGACUCGUUGGCCACACUCAAACGGCAUCCGUACGUGGCUCGGAUCGACUUCUCUGCUGUUCUCGCCAAACGUGCUGCCCCGGUGUUCGUGCCUUGCAAAGAGGGUUUCAAUUGUGAUCCCAUGUAUGAGCUUGAGGAGAGAAUAUUGUCUCCACUCCAAUCCAUCGACGACGGCAAAAUAAGAGACGAUGCGAAGACGAGUCCGAUGCGCUCAGGGAGAUAUCACAGGUGGGUAGCGCUGGCUUUACCAGAUAAAGUGCUGGCAUUCGUCGAGUAUUCUCGUGUCGAUGCGCUCGCCAACGGCGUGCCGUCAUGUCGGUAG
Molecule: messenger RNA, 576 nt
Organism: Ostertagia ostertagi
Lineage: Eukaryota; Metazoa; Nematoda; Chromadorea; Rhabditida; Trichostrongylidae
Source: the annotation of a GenBank genome assembly